Naegleria lovaniensis is the source of this 471-nucleotide messenger RNA. RefSeq lists its product as uncharacterized. Gene Ontology annotation, molecular function: GTPase activator activity; small GTPase binding. Gene Ontology annotation, cellular component: perinuclear region of cytoplasm; cytosol; nucleus. Gene Ontology annotation, biological process: activation of GTPase activity; nucleocytoplasmic transport. NCBI's taxonomy places the organism in Eukaryota, Heterolobosea, Eutetramitea, Acrasida, Naegleriidae. The coding region runs from base 1 to 471 and encodes 156 amino acids. The record is from RefSeq and is a predicted model, not a curated record. The transcript has a single exon.
AUGAAACGACUUGCAAAAUCAGAAUAUCUUUCAAACUUGACCAGUCUUCAAUUAUCUGACAAUGACAUUGGAAGCGAUGGCAUUGAGUACAUUGCCAACAGCUCUACAUUUUCAAAUCUAACAUAUCUUGGACUGUCUUUCAACUACAUAGACUAUGCUUUUUCAUAUUUAUGUGAUAGUGAAUAUCUAGAGAAUUUAACUGGGUUGAAUUUGGAUGUAAACUUUCUUGGAGACAAACAAUUAAUCGAAUUUGCAAAGUCUUCAAAUUUUCCCAAGCUCACUACUCUCAGUUUGGAAAAUAAUAACUUGUCAGAUAAAGGUGUAAAAGCACUUAUAGCAAGUCCCUAUUGGAAGCAAUUGACAGCUCUCGAUUUAUCUUGCAAUGUUUUAAGUCGUACGAUGAUCCAACAAAUAGAAUCCACAUUUAAAGGAAGAGUUUCACUUUUUGGAAAUAAGGAAGAAAAUAUCUAA